Molecule: messenger RNA, 251 nt
Organism: Hibiscus syriacus
Lineage: Eukaryota; Viridiplantae; Streptophyta; Magnoliopsida; Malvales; Malvaceae
Exons: 1
Coding region: 51-251 (66 amino acids)
Source: RefSeq, a predicted model, not a curated record
CCCAGAAUUUCAUCAGAGAAUAUCGUAAGAAAGAAAAGAAAAUAAAAGCAAUGGCGGAUUGGGGACCGGUGGUGAUAGCGGUGGUUCUGUUAAGUCCGGGAUUGUUGUUUCAGUUGCCGGGGAGGAACAGAGUGUUCGAGUUUGGGAACAUGCAAACCAGUGCGGUUUCGAUUCUCGUCCAUACUAUUAUCUUCUUUGGUCUCAUCACUAUCUUCCUCGUCGCCAUUGGUGUUCACGUCUACACUGGGUAG